AUGACUCUCUUCACGCUCUGCCAGAUGUUUGAUUUGUACAACCAGACCUCAGUUCUCACGCAAACGGCUUCUUCGUCGCCAAACGUCUCUGCUGGAAACGACACCGAGUAUGACGAAGACCUUUCUUUUUCCCUGUUUGACAUUCCUGUCUUGGUGCCUGUGACUGUAAUUUGCAUCCUCUUGUUUUUCUUGGGUGUCGUGGGGAACGUGACCAUUAUCCUCAUUUUUACGAGGUACAAGGAGAUGCGGACCACCGUGAACAUGUAUCUGUCCAGCAUGGCCUUGUCCGAUAGUCUGAUCUUUGUGGGCUUGCCGUCCGACCUGUACCGGAUUUGGAAAUACAGGCCGUACAUCUUUGGCAAUUUCCUCUGCAAGUUUAUCCUUUACCUGAGCGAAACCUGCACUUAUUGCACGAUCCUCCACAUCACGACCUUGAGCGUCGAGAGGUACUUUGCCAUCUGUUUCCCUCUGAAAGCCAAAGCUACCAUCACCAAACGCAGGGUCAAGGGCCUCAUCUUCCUCAUCUGGCUCUGCUCGUCGGUGACCGCCAUUCCCAUCUGGUUCCUCUUCGGCGUAGAGCACCGCGACGGAAGCCUCCCGGAGGAAACGAACGAGUGCAAAUGCAUCGAGCAAGCGGCCCGCUCGGGACUUCUGGAAACCAUGGCCUGGCUUUCCACGCUGUAUUUUUUCCUCCCUGUGUUUUGCCUGGUGCUCCUCUAUGGGCUGAUUUGCAGAAAGCUUUGGAGGACUUCCCACUGCCUGGAAGGGCCCCAGGCUGCAACCAGAGAGAGGUACCACCAACAAACCAUCAAAAUGCUAGCAGGGGUCGUGGUGGCGUUUGUGCUAUGCUGGCUGCCACUGCACGUUGGACGGAUCCUUUUCGCCCAAGGCAGCCUCGUUCUCUACGAACUGAGCCAGUACUUCAACCUCAUCUCGAUGCUGCUCUUUUACCUGGGGGCCUCGAUCAAUCCCAUCCUGUAUAACAUCAUGUCGGAACGGUACAGGAAAGUGGUGUGCAGGUUUCUGAAGCACAGCCGGGGGUGGCCAUCCCGACACUUUGGCAGGAGCGAGAAGACUUCCAGGGAAGGAGCGGAGACCAGUUCGUUCACUGCCAAGUAUUUUUAA
Messenger RNA from Sphaerodactylus townsendi, 1125 nucleotides. RefSeq names its product growth hormone secretagogue receptor type 1-like. The record is from RefSeq and is a predicted model, not a curated record. Gene Ontology annotation, cellular component: plasma membrane. Lineage: Eukaryota; Metazoa; Chordata; Lepidosauria; Squamata; Sphaerodactylidae. Gene Ontology annotation, biological process: G protein-coupled receptor signaling pathway. The coding region runs from base 1 to 1125 and encodes 374 amino acids. Gene Ontology annotation, molecular function: G protein-coupled receptor activity. The transcript has 2 exons.